This is a messenger RNA of Scatophagus argus, 1213 nucleotides long. RefSeq names its product ankyrin repeat and SOCS box containing 11 (gene asb11). The coding region runs from base 286 to 1170 and encodes 294 amino acids. Lineage: Eukaryota; Metazoa; Chordata; Actinopteri; Scatophagidae. Gene Ontology annotation, molecular function: protein binding. The record is from RefSeq and is a predicted model, not a curated record. Gene Ontology annotation, biological process: intracellular signal transduction; protein ubiquitination; positive regulation of protein catabolic process. The transcript is spliced from 8 exons.
GGGGACAGCACACCUAGAAAGACAUUAGUCGACUGCUUUUUUAGGAGUGGUUUUGCAAAACGGAUGGCUCUGUGGAAUGAAGAGUGCCAGACAAAACAAAGAAACUGUGAAACAGGAGACUACAUCUGUGGACCAGGACGAGGGCGUGUGGGAGGUGGCAAUGAGGUGGUGGUAGCCAAAGACCCAGAUAAGAGGGGGAGGAAGGCUGACUCCAGGUUAGCAUAUCCGACUGGGUGAGCUCGAGUUCUGGGCAGUCGUGGAGGAGUCUGUUGUUUCAUUUUCACCAUGGCUGCUGUUCAAACAGAGGUUUCCCUGUGCUCACAGCCAUGGCAGAGGCCCUUGUACAUCUAUGGGGGGUUGGCAUGUAACUCUCUGAUGGCUGACUCCUGGUCAGACAGAACACCUCUCCAUGAGGCCGCCUACCAAGGCAGACUGUUACACCUGAGAAGCCUCAUUGCUCAGGGUUUCCAUGCAGAUACGCUCACAAUGGAUAGAGUCUCUCCUCUGCACGAAGCUUGCCUUGGUGGCCAUUAUGCUUGUGCUAAGUUCCUGCUGGACAAUGGUGCGAAUGUGGAGGCGGUGUCCACAGAUGGCGUUACACCUCUUUUCAACUCGUGCAGCAGUGGGAGUGCUGCUUGUGUCAGACUCAUCCUGCAGCACAGUGCCUCCAUACACCCCCCCCACCAGCUGGCAUCACCCAUUCACGAAGCCGCUAAGAAAGGUCACAGAGAGUGUCUGGAGCUGCUGCUGUCCUAUGGAGCUCAUAUCGACAUGGAGCUGCCAGUGGUGGGGACACCGCUCUAUUCUGCCUGCAUGUCCCAGGCUGUAGCCUGCGUAGGUUUGCUGCUGCACUCAGGAGCAGACGUUCAAAAGGGUUGUGGGCUGGACAGCCCUUUACAUGCUGCAGUUCAAAGCGGAGGAGCAAACGUUGUGGAUCUUCUCCUGGACUUCGGAGCUGAUGGCUGUUGUAGGAACGCGGAGGGAAAGACUCCGCUGGAUUUGUCAUUGCCAAACAGCGCAGUGAGGAUUGCACUACAGAAGAGAGGUCCCUGCUCUCUGUCUCAGCUAUGUCGCUUCUGUAUCCGCCGAAGUCUGGGAAGGACUCGUCUCCACAGAGCCUCCAGCCUCUUCCUUCCUCACAGAAUCAAGGAUUUCCUCCUUUAUCAAUAAGACAUCUUAGCCCCACGCCUGUAGUUCUCUGUGCGUAACGUAA